UAUAAACCAUUGUUAAUGUUAAAAAAGCACAAAGCCUUAUGUGGGCGGGGCUUAGAGACUUGGGCCACGCCUGUUCAGGAAGUGUCGGGGUUGCUAAGCAGCGCGCGAUGAGUUACUCAAACAAUCAGAAUCAGUUGAUCAGAGAACAGAAGUCAGACUCGGUCAGUAACACACACUCGGUCAGUAACACACACUCGGUCAGUAACACACACUCGGUCAGUAACAUAGAGUCGGUCAGUAACAUAGAGUCGGUCAUUAACACACACUCGGUCAUUAACACACACUCGGUCAGUAACACACACUCGGUCAGUAACACACACUCGGUCAGUAACACACUCGGUCAUUAACACACUGUAACACACACUCGGUCAGUAACACACUCGGUCAUUAACACACACUCGGUCAGUAAUAAUCUCAGAAAUAAUCCGAUAUUUUAUCGAAAUGGCGACGUUCAGAUCAAAGAACAUGGUUCAUGACCAAAUCUCAGAGUUACAGAGAAAGAUCCAGCUCCUGGAGGGAGAGAGAAGCGCGCAGUAUGAGAGUUCACAGUGUUUAAUAAAGAAAAACAAAGAGAAGAUCCUGCAGUUCAGACAUGAGAAUAAACUCCUACACCGGAAACUGGCUGAGGCGCUCGCUGGAGAUGAGCAGGUCAUCAGAGACGCUUUUCAUGCCCGCAACUCAGAGAAGGCCGCCUACAGGAACAUGUCUGCGAAGGCAGCAGUGCAGGUUCUGGAUCAGAAAGUGUGUGAUAAAGUGAAGAAGCUGAACGCACUGAAACACGUGACGAACACACAGCGCCACCGUCUGGAAGAACUGAACACUGAGUACAACACUGUGAGAGCAACCAGACCUGGCCUUCUGACUGAUGGGGUCGCCAAGAAUGAAGUGGACUUCACUGAUGUGCAGCCCCAAAAGAACUUGCGUGUGUUGGAGAACCGGUUAGAAAAAGCACAGCUGAAAUGUCAGGAGACUGAACACAUCAUGAGGAGCUACCAAAAACUAAAGGAGCACCUGCAGGAGGAGAGUCUGAUGUUCCAGUCAAAGUUAGAUGAGUUGGAGUGUGAGAUUAUUCAACAGAAACAGGAGCUCAAAGAUCUACAGUUAAUGAACAACAACGCACAUCAGGCCAAAGACACAGCCAAGGCGGAGCUACAGAAUCAGGAGUUGAUGGUGUACAGUGAGAGGAGGGAGAGAGAGCUCAUCCUGAAUCGCUACAAAAAACACACAGAGGAACAAAAAACACAAACUGACCGCGGUGAACGCAGAGCACAGAGGGUGGCGCUCCACACAGAUGAUCUGAGCAGUGAAAUGCAGCACAGUGGAACAGCAGAGGAAGUGAACUACAGAACUAUCUCCAGCUUUGAGGAGGCUUUCAUACGUAUCACAGAGGCUACAGGAGUCACUGACAUGCAGGAGGUGGUGGACAGGUUCAUAUCUCAAUGUGACACUUACACACACCUGGAGAAGAUGAAGGUGCAGAAUGAGCAUGAACUUCAGUGGCUGAAGGAGGAGAGAGACAAAGUUCACACUCAGUACCAGGACAUGAAGUAUUCAGGAGAGACCAACCUGACCAAUAGGAGGAGGAUGUUGGAGGAGUGUGUGUCUCAGUUACAGAGGGAACAGCAGAGACAAGAUGCAGCUAAAGAGACUGUGGAGAGACUCACACACACACUGAGCACCGUGAGCAAUGCUGUGGAACAUCUGUGUGACAGAAUGCAGCACAUCACACUGCAGGAUGACCCUAAGCAGCGAGAGUGUGUGUUUCCUCUGCCUGUGUUAAACCUGCUGCAGGAGGCAGAACUGAAACUGAUGCAGCUGCAGGAUGAACUACAGGGACAUGAUGUACACACACUGAUUAAGGAGAUGGAAGACCUGGAGUUCUAUGCUAGCAUUGAGGGGAAAUUGCCUGACUACAAUACCCGCAUCACACUACCAGAUUAUCAGAGAGCCGACCUGCAUGAAGAAGAUGCUGACAGCGAGGAUGAUGAUUGUGAUGUCAUCACUCGGAUGUCCCUUAAACGGCAGUCGCAGCUCAUCAUCGACUCAAGGACAAAGAGGAAGACUCGUCUGAGGAAGAGGAAGAGCAAACUUCCAUAACCGUGAUGACGUCAGCGUGAUGAUGUCAGCGUGAUGAUGUCAGCGUGAUGAUGUCAGCGUGAUGAUGUCAGCGUGAUGAUGUCAACGUGAUGACGUCAGCGUGAUGAUGUCAGCGUGAUGAUGUCAACGUGAUGAUGUCAGCGUGAUGUUAACACUGUAUAUCACGGAGCAGAUAAAUAGACCCAAUGCACAUAUAAUAAAUAUAAAUAAACACACUGAGUGAACGUGGUUUAAUAAACACAGGGUUAUCCAGAAUCUCAUAGAAAUUUACUCCAACA
Molecule: messenger RNA, 2375 nt
Organism: Tachysurus vachellii
Lineage: Eukaryota; Metazoa; Chordata; Actinopteri; Siluriformes; Bagridae
Gene: odad3
Product: outer dynein arm docking complex subunit 3
Exons: 15
Coding region: 442-2097 (551 amino acids)
Biological process (GO): cilium movement; outer dynein arm assembly
Cellular component (GO): cilium
Source: RefSeq, a predicted model, not a curated record